AUGCUCCUCAAACACAUCCUCACCCUCUUCUCUCUCUCAUCCCCCAUUCUCGCAAUCUCCUCCCCUGCUUCCUACCCCAACACCACCACCCCCUCCUUCCAAACUCCAAACCUCACUUUUUCCGAACUCUACAACCUCACAAAUCGCUUCCUCACCAACCACAUGUACCCCCUCAACAUAGCCCAAUCCCUCUCCAUAAACUCUUCCCUCUUGUCCUCAGACAUCCUAGGCCGCGUAGACGCAACUCGCGACUACGCAGGUCGCGAGUUAAACACCGAAUACCUGUUCGGUCUUUUCGCCAAUAUCGCUUUAAAUCCUGAUGCUUUUACAUUGCUCGGGUAUCCUGUAAACUACACAUUUACACGCUUCCUAGGGAGUGGGAAUGUAGUUAGCUUUGCAGCUGUGGUGGAGUACAUGUUGCCAGUUACAAAAACAACCAUACCUCAAGAAUUGGAUUUUUGGGUCACGUAUAAUGAGAAAGGAGAGAUUUCGCAAUAUGAUGGCAAUUUCCGCUACCUCGAAUGGCAACUCAACAGCACGAUCUCGUCCAUCUCAGCACAUCUAAACCUCUCUGCCUCUGUGGACAUAACAUCCCUACUCCAUCAAAAACUAGCCCAAAGCAUUUGUACCACAGCAACGACCUUUUGCAAUGGGACAAACCUGCAGUAUCCAAACCAAACAGCUUGUGAAGAUUACCUCAUCAACAAGACAAGGUUUGGAGAGGGUUGGGAGUGGGGGAUGGAUACCGUGUCUUGUAGGAUGAUCCAUCAAAACAUGGUACCCCUUCGUCCAGAAGUUCAUUGCCCGCAUAUUGGUCCGACAGGUGGAGGUAUGUGUGCAGAUGACCGCACAUACAUUGGCAACCUCGAGGAAAACUAUUUUGUAAAUUCGCCUUUUCUGGCUCCUGGGCUUGCGGGUGGUUCGUUUACUUGA
Messenger RNA from Aureobasidium melanogenum CBS 110374, 933 nucleotides. RefSeq lists its product as uncharacterized. The coding region runs from base 1 to 933 and encodes 310 amino acids. The transcript has 3 exons. Lineage: Eukaryota; Fungi; Ascomycota; Dothideomycetes; Dothideales; Saccotheciaceae. The record is from RefSeq and is a predicted model, not a curated record.